Molecule: messenger RNA, 639 nt
Organism: Cooperia oncophora
Lineage: Eukaryota; Metazoa; Nematoda; Chromadorea; Rhabditida; Trichostrongylidae
Source: the annotation of a GenBank genome assembly
AUGUUAUGGCACCUUCGAAUUAAACAAGAGAAGCUCAAAAGGAAGGCAAAUGCAAGAGUAGACUACGUUGCGGAUGUCUUGAUUAAGGCCGUAGAAGAAUUGGCGGUAGAGUUCGAGAUAACGGAUCGUAGACAGCUCAGCUCGUCUUUCCGCGUGAGAGAACAACGUACAGCACAGGCUUGCUGUUCAGCUGUACAAGGGAAACAUGGACAGCAUCCACAAGGUUGGGGACAUGACGUGGAAUGUAGAUGCUACGACAUCGGAGACGGUGUACCGCGUCGAAUUCGUGAGCAGUGCACUUGUCCUGUUCAGAGCUAUGCCUUGAUCAAUGCGAAGGUGAACGCGCUAGUCAGGCAAGGUAACGACAGCGCUCUCGAAACUCUCUCGAUGAUCGCGGAGCGCAUGAGCAUACUAGCCAAUGAAGUCAAUGUGCCGCUCAGAGGCAUAGCACUUAUUGCGAGACCUGAUGUGCCGCUUACUGGAGGCAGACCGCAGUUAGAAAGGCAAGAAAUGUAUACGAGAGCUCGCAUUCGCAAACAGAUGAGAAGAAGAUCGCAAUCGGCCGAGACCGUACAAGUCAACCCUGAAGGACAUACUAUUUUGCUCACUCUGUUUUUAGGAGGACCCCGUCCUGCCUGA